Monopterus albus (swamp eel) is the source of this 1347-nucleotide messenger RNA. It is a transcript of the gene arl4d, whose product is annotated as ADP-ribosylation factor-like 4D. The coding region runs from base 181 to 786 and encodes 201 amino acids. Gene Ontology annotation, molecular function: GTP binding; GTPase activity. The record is from RefSeq and is a predicted model, not a curated record. NCBI's taxonomy places the organism in Eukaryota, Metazoa, Chordata, Actinopteri, Synbranchiformes, Synbranchidae. The transcript is spliced from 2 exons.
CGAGUCUCCCCCAGUGCUGCAGGAGCGGAGCAGAAUGUGACAGCGCAGAUAUGGAUGUGUGUAUCGCUUGUGGAUGAUGAGGAUUUCACCGCGCACUUAGAAGGUCUCCAAAAUCUUCAAAAGGACUAAAAGAGGAAUCUGUCACUUCACCUAAGUAGGUGUGAAUUGCUGGCUGGAAUCAUGGGGAACCAGCUGACUGAUAUUGCUUCUAACAUGUCGUUCCUGCCAAACUUCCAGAGUCUGCACGUGGUGGUUAUUGGGCUUGACUCAGCCGGUAAAACCUCUCUGCUCUACAGGCUCAAACUGAAGGAGUUUGUGAAAACAAUCCCAACCAAGGGAUUCAACACGGAGAAGAUUAAGGUGGCGGUGGGAACAUCCCGGUCCAUAAACUUCCAGGUGUGGGAUGUGGGAGGGCAGGAGAAGCUGCGUCCGCUGUGGAAGUCUUACACCCGGCGGACAGAUGGGUUGGUGUUCGUGGUGGACUCUACAGAGGUGGAGCGCAUGGAGGAGGCCAAAGUGGAGCUCCAUAAGAUCACUCGCACCUCAGAGAACCAGGGGGUCCCUGUGCUCAUCCUUGCCAACAAACAGGACCUGAAUUCUGCCUUGUCAGUCAGCGAGGUGGAGAAGCAGCUUUCUGUGCAUGAACUGAGCAUGUACACGCUGCAUCACGUGCAGAGCUGCAGUGCUGUGGACGGUCAGGGACUCCAGCUGGGCCUGGAGAAACUGCAUGAGAUGAUCCUGAAGAGGAAGAAGAUGGUGAAGCACAACAAGAACAGAAAGAGAUGAACUCUUGGUUCACACUGUGGGCAUCAACUAAGGAGAUUUUUCCACUGUUGAGACAAGCUUAAUGGUCUCUUUUAAUCGAAGAGCGAUUUGUGCCAACAGAGCAACAAUUAUACGUGGCCUUGGGGUCAGGAGGAAUGGAUUUACUCAUAAUAAUUCAAGUCGUAUUGACAUAUUCUUUGUUCUGUGAUGCAGCUGCCCUUGUUAAUGGAAACCUUGUUAGCAGUUAGUCAUUACUAAGUGCUUUUCUACACUUGUUGUAAGGAGGAUUUCUAAUAAGACUGUUAACUGUAGGACUAAUAUAUGGAGACAUUAACAUCCACGUUGCAGAUGCUUGAAGAAAAAAUCUAGAAUAAAUUUGAAAAUGUCAUAUUCCUUCAAAGCUUCUGCCUCACUCCACAGCUGGGUGCGUUCGACAACAUGUGAAUACUUUCCCAAAGUAUUUAUUCCACAUUUUUUGUGUUUGUGAUGGACAGUCCAGUGGUGACGGAGCACCAAAUAAUGUUUAAUUUCACUGUAAUGGAACAGUGAUCCUAGGGUUCAGUUAUAACAACAGUGUUCAUA